Molecule: messenger RNA, 567 nt
Organism: Puccinia graminis f. sp. tritici CRL 75-36-700-3
Lineage: Eukaryota; Fungi; Basidiomycota; Pucciniomycetes; Pucciniales; Pucciniaceae
Exons: 2
Coding region: 1-567 (188 amino acids)
Biological process (GO): protein ubiquitination
Molecular function (GO): ubiquitin protein ligase activity
Source: RefSeq, a predicted model, not a curated record
AUGGACGCAGAAAUGCUCGAGAGAACUGAAGAGGCUUUGUCGCACCUCACUCCCCAAGAUCGACAGCUCUUUGAGCGCCACCUUCGGUCUUUGCAAGCUGCUCACGACCAACUCGCCGCUCACCCUGACCGGGACCGGCUUGACGAUGAUGAGAACCGCCGCUACUUUUCUGAUCGCGAUGAAAUUGAGGCAGCAUUCGGACGUCUUCCCGAAGCAGUUACUCAACGCUUGCGGCAUGUCUUGGGCCUAUGGGAGGUGUUGAUUUUCUUUCUUGAAGAAUCUCGGGCUUGUUCCUUCGGCAUUCGAAGACGUCUAGCCCAGCAACUAUCCCAGUUCACUCUUUCCAACACGACCGCCGCCACUUUGACCACCUCCCCCGACGGCGAAGAUUUGGAAUGCACCAUUUGCAAUGAGGAGCUCUCCCUGCCCGACCAAUAUAUUGUUCAGCUUCCAUGCCACGCUUCUCACCUUUUUCACCGAGACUGCAUUCUGCUCUGGAUUGGACGCGACCGGACCUGCCCUAUUUGCCGAGCUGCUAUCCCACUUUCAUCGGACCCCGCCACCUGA